GCGCCGUUGAUCCAAAGGCGGGGGUGUGCCCGCGGCACCGAGGGCACGGCUGCGCGGUACCGUCGAGGCGCUCGGCGUGAGCAAGGAAAGGGUAUCGGGGGCAUGCUGGGCCUUGUGGCGGACGCUUUACGCGCUGCUAAUGUGAUGGGAGACGAUCGUGCUUCGUGCUCGGUGGUGAAGGUGGGGGAGGGCGGCGCCCUGGUCACGGCCUACCGCGAGGCUGUCAGUCUGACAGGCGACUACCAGGCUCGUCAUAGCCUCCUGGAGGUGUCUAUGAGGUCCCUCACUCCUUCGAAGGAGUCCUCACCAAAGCUGGAUAUCGGCUGGACUGGACCCUCAGUCUGCGUGCAGGCGCUCGCUCAAGUGGAUAUGCUGAAGGCGCCGGACCUGGUGUAGCUUGUGGGGGCGGUGGAGACAAUCAUCAGCGACCUCGUCGACCUGUAUGCUGCGUUGUGCCAGCGCGCAGUGGACUCUGUGGCGCACGCAAGUUUGGUGCUAAGGAAGGCGGUGCAUCGGCUGUAGGCUGCACUGGGAUUCUCUGGGCUCGCCGGCCCGCACGGCGAUCCAGCAGCUGGUCUCGGUGCCUUCGCCGAUGGCUUGCACGGUGGCACCGUUGAGGGACGUGUCGGUGCUUGCGCAGCCAUACCUGCAGGAGUUUGUGCUGUGCGACCCGGUGCAGGACGUGUGGCGCGUCCCGCUGCGGGUAUUCCACACCGCGGCGUGGUGCAUCUUGAUCUAGGCUGUGGACGAGACAAGCGUGUGCAGACUGAGGGCGUGGAUUUCGUUUCUUGUGUGCUUGUGCAGAGGCCCACGCAGUUGUGCAGCCUCUGCCGGCGUGCGUCGAGGGCCAGCCGUUGGAGUAACGCCCUGCUGCACAGUGCAGGACUGUGA
Leishmania braziliensis MHOM/BR/75/M2904 is the source of this 891-nucleotide messenger RNA. The record is from the annotation of a RefSeq genome assembly. NCBI's taxonomy places the organism in Eukaryota, Euglenozoa, Kinetoplastea, Trypanosomatida, Trypanosomatidae.